CACUACCUCUUCAGCUCCUCAAGCGCGGGUGCCACUGUUCCCAUAGCCGACUGACACUACUUCCUUUCUUUGACCCCCUGCACUGGGUGGCUGAGCCAGGCAAUUGGCUUCUCCUCUGAUCUCUUGUUCUCCUGGCUCUGGGCAGCCCCCGCUCUCCGCAGGUGAGCAGCGCUGCAGCUCCUCGGUCCGGAGAGCUCACCUUGCACAGACCAGCUGUGACCAGUGCGGAAACUCUGGUUGCGGUAGGAUGAAGAACCCAAUGCUGGAAGCUGCGUCCCUCCUCCUGGAGAAGCUGCUCCUUAUUUCCAACUUCAAGCUCUUUAGCGUGUGCGUUCCGGGAGGAGGUACAGGGAAGAACCGUCCCUAUGAAAUCAGCUCUUUUCUCCGGGGCGACGUGUUGGAGGUGUCACGGACCCAUUUUACCCACUAUGGGAUCUACCUGGGGGAAAAUCGUGUUGCCCAUCUAAUGCCUGACAUCCUGUUGGCCCUGACCAAUGACAAGGAACGCACUCAGAAGGUGGUCUCCAACAAGCGUCUUCUCCUGGGAGUCAUUUGCAAGGUGGCCAGCAUCCGUGUGGACACUGUAGAGGACUUUGCCUAUGGAGCAGACAUCCUAGUCAAUCACCUAGACGGGACUCUCAAGAAGAAGUCCUUGCUCAAUGAGGAGGUGGCACGCAGAGCUGAGCAGCAGUUGGGACUGACUCCAUACAGCCUGCUGUGGAACAACUGCGAACACUUUGUGACCUACUGCAGAUAUGGCUCUCGGAUCAGUCCACAGGCUGAGAAGUUCUAUGACACUGUGAAGAUAAUCAUUCGUGAUCAGAGAAGCAGUCUUGCUUCAGCUGUCUUGGGAUUAGCAUCUAUUGUCUACACGGGCCUGGCAUCAUACAUGACCCUUCCUGCAAUCUGUAUCCCAUUCUGCUUGUGGAUGAUGUCUGGCUAGCUUCCAGUCCACAUGUCAAUGUGUAUGUAUUUUGUGUAGAAAUGUGUUUAUAUUUAUAGAGCACAAAACAUUAGAAGCAUUGUUGUUAAAAUGUGGCCCACAACACUGUGUUCUAGAUAAAAAAAAAAAAAAAAAGUGAUUAAGAAUCAUACCAAGUGCUUGCCAUGUAAGCCGAACAAAGUCUUCCCGAGUCCUCUCAGGCAGCUCUGCUGCAGAGCACCAUGAGCCCCUGGAAGCGUGUGACAGCCUGUCAGAGGUCAGCAGCCCAGAGAAGUGGCACCUGAGGUGACAGCCACAGGAGAUUACAUAGGUUAUUCUUUUCCUCCUGGAAUCACCCUGCUGUUAGGCUUCUCAGUUGAGAUCACUAACUUUAUUGUAAUGUAUUCUUAUUUAAUGACUGAUAUUAAAGUGAAAGUUUCCCCUCAUUUUGAUGAAUAUAUGUUUGAAAAUUAGCUAAAAAGAAACCAACUAGUCUUUUUAAAAAUUAGCCUUUCUUUAUGUAAUAAUCUAAUCAUAAGUCAAGAAUAUUAUUUUCAUGUUUUGAGACCAGUGUUGAAAGAUCUUACUGAGAGUAACUGUUCAGAAAGCAGUUACUAGAAAUGUAGAAACAGUGACAGUAGCUAUUUAUAUUUACUUUUGAAUAGCCUGAUAUUGUAUUUUUCUUCUUUGCUUUUUGUAUGCCUGUAUGACCACUUUCAAAAAGGUAAACGAAUAUAGGAUUGAAAUAAUUCUGGUAUUAGAUGUGCAUAUGUGCCGUAUAAAUACACAAAUAUCUGCACUCACAUAGAUUGAUAGGUAAACUAUAUUUCUGGUUGCUUUAUUAUACUAGUGUCAUUUAUUAAUGAGGACCUACAAACAUAAAAUCAAGUCCAGUGUCUUUUCCUGUGCCAAUGAGUCUAUAUGUGAAUAUGUGUAUAGAUGUAUUUGUCACUGGAUAGUUACUUUUAAAGCUAAAUUUACUAAUGUACUUUUAAAAAAAAGUCAGAUUUGUUUUACAGUCAAUUUUCCACUUUCAAGUAUCAUUUAUAAACAUAAUAGAGGUGUGUCACAGCAGUAUAUAAAGCCUAAAUAAGUAGAGCCAAAAAAAUUACUCUGAGAAAACUAUUAAUGUCAAGCACUGAAGGUGUGUUCCCUCACUCCACUGGGUCAGAGUGGAGACCUAGCAGUGUUAAAAGCGUGCCUCCAAGACUGUCAUGAAAAAUGACCCAGGUUGGAGCUAUAUUUCCGGUACUGAACUGUUAUAUCAGAGGUGGUACUUGCAACACCUGUACUUAGAAGGUUGGAACAGCAUAGAGAGCUCCAGACCUGUGUGGGCUGCAGGACAAUACAGUCUGUUGUCUGUUAACUGUCAAAAGUUACACAACAGGCAUCGAAGAGAUGACUCCUCAAUGAAGAGACAUUGCUACUCUUGAAGAGGAGCAGGAUUUAGUUAACAGCAACUCCUGGUGGCUGACAACCUUCUGUAACUCAGUUCCAGGAGAUUCAACACCC
Molecule: messenger RNA, 2434 nt
Organism: Mus pahari (shrew mouse)
Lineage: Eukaryota; Metazoa; Chordata; Mammalia; Rodentia; Muridae
Gene: Lrat
Product: lecithin retinol acyltransferase
Exons: 2
Coding region: 248-943 (231 amino acids)
Biological process (GO): retinol metabolic process
Molecular function (GO): phosphatidylcholine-retinol O-acyltransferase activity
Source: RefSeq, a predicted model, not a curated record